AAAUAUUCGCCAAAUUCGGUUUUAUUAAUGAAUCAAUUUUUAAUGCUUCAUAUUUAAGAUGAAUAGCAUGAAUUGUGAACAAAUGGAUAUAAAAUUAAAAGAAAAAUGUGAAAUUGGUGAAAUUUCCAAUGACUACUUUUUGGAGGAUCAAAAAAAUAGUAAUAAUGCAAUUAAAAGUAUCAUUACCACCGUUACUGAUGUCUAUGAUGUUGACAAUAACAAUCAACAGCUGGAAGAGUUAAUUCGCGAAAAUGACAAUUGUAAAAUGGAGACUGGAGUCAAGGAUUGCGCUAUAAUUAUUGAUGCAAAGUCUGCAGACUCUUCCUCAGAGAAGCAACAGCUGCUUGCUUCAAAUGCAGACACAUCUGCACUUUUUGAUGGCCAAAAUGAUUUCGAUGAAGGCUUACAACCUCUAAGCGAACGUUGGUCACCUUUGGGUGCUAAUUAUGAUGAUGCGGUAAGUCCUUCCUCAGAAUUAUUAAGCCCGGAAUCUGAAUUGGAUUUGCUAAGCCAUUCGGACAAUCAAGAUAAACUUGAUUAUGAAAAUACUGAACUGGUAACUGACAUAACACGCUUAAAAACUUUGGAGGAAGAACAAGAAUUUCUUACUACAUCCCUAAUGGCUCUAACUUCACAUUUUGCUCAUGUUCAAUUGAGGGUACAGCAAAUUGUCGAGGCUCCAUCCCAGGAACGUGAUCAGUUGCUUAAAGAUCUAGAGGAGUUCGCUUUUCGUGGCAUUCCAGAGGCUUCUGCUGCAAUUACCACUGCCCCAAAGCGUUGUUCUUCCGCAUUAUCUUCUAAUUCAGAUAUAAAACACGGCGACGAUGACGUUGCUUUACAUCAACGUCAAUUUGAACUUAUUCAUCAUUUAAAGUCACAGUUAAUUGAAUUGGAGAAAUUGGCUUAUGAGUCCGGUGCUCCAGUGCUGCCGCAACAUAUGAUACUUGAAAAGCAGAAAAUCAUUAUCGAUGAAUUAAAACAAAAACUCAAUUUUAAAGUCGACGAAUAUAAACUUCCCGAACUUACAGCAGAAGAGCUCAAGUCACAUGUUGACACUGCGAUUGGUGAGUUUGUGGGACCACUAAAAAUGAAAGAGCAAUUAGUAGCCCAAUUAAAAACACAAAUCACCGAUUUGGAGCGAUUUAUUGCGUUUCUGCAGUGUGAUACCGAUGAAGGCAAACUGAAAGCCUUUAACACAGGCGAAAAAAUGACCGAAGCCUAUAACAGUUAUGCGGCUAAAAAAAAAAAAAGCAUAUCCAAAAAGCUGCAAAUACCUUUUGACGCAAAAACCGAGAAAAUGAUAGCUUCGGCUCCUACUUCAGAAGCUGUAAGAGCUCGCGAAAGUCUUCAUAGCAAAGCUCACGGUCUAAUGGAUAAAGCAUCGCUAUUAAUGCAAAUGUUUGCUAGCACCCAUUUUGGCAGCAAGCCUGAGCACUUCCAAAAGAAUAUUUUAAAGAAGACGGAUAAAGGAAAUCAUUGGGGUGAUCUACGAGCUCAGCUUGAAGUCGACAUACAAGAGGUCGCUUCGUUAGCAGCUACCUUAAGUUUUGAUCGUGAGAAGCUGGCUAAAAUGCAUAAAGCCAUGAAAAAAUCAAAAAUUGUUACAAAACGUAAUCAUACAUACAACGGAAUUUUAACAACUGCUCCAAUCGCAGCCAGCAAAAAGCAAUUAAAACCGUACAGAUUGUCGUCGGAUUCGGAUGAGGAUGAAUGCGAUUCAUACGAUAUGUCUCAAAUACAUAAUAGACGUUUGGCUCAGUGCGCUCGAUUUCGAGGAGAUUCAAUUACCACAUUAAGUAAAGAAUUGACUACAGCUGUGCGUAAAAAUUUUGCGAUGACAUUAUUAAAAUUAAUUCAGCACGGUCUGCGUAUUCAGACUGAAUCGGUAGCAUCCAGUUUAAUUGUGCCAUUUAUGCGUUGUUUAAAUCCGUCCCCAGAAUAUGUGGCUGAGCACAAUUAUCGGGCUCGCGAUUUUGAUGCCGCCUCUUUUACGGCUUCUCCGUUUGGCAACGAGGAAACCGAGAAUGCAGACAAUACCUCUUCAAAUGCCGGUUUUUUCAAUUCAGCUAACAGCCGUCCUAUGCAUGCUUGGGAGUUGAUAUUAGAAUAUUAUUACAUUAAAAACGGCGAUGAUUAUAAUAAUACGCCGGCGCGUAAGUUAUCGCAAAGCUUCAAUUUAGAAAUUGUCGAUUCACAGGCUGUAACGGCCAAGCAGACAUUAUUAAGCGCUGUCGGCGCAAUUAUCGCUAUGCAUCGGCCCUAUAAACGAAGCUAUAAUGCCCAUUUUAAGGCGUUUAUUUGCGCCGGAUUAAAUUCGCAUCAAUUAGUGGAUUGGCUUAAUUUGAUAUUUAGCUGCAGCGAUUUGAUUGAAACAUAUUAUUUGUCCACAAGUUAUGUAUCACGCACUGGUUUCCGUGAUGCUUUACGAUCGAUUGAGACGCUAUAUAAAUAUGACUUUAAAUUACCAGUCGAUCUUGCUGUAAGACAUUUUCGAAAUCUAUAACUUCACUUUAUAUUAUCCAACUUGCAAAAUUAUUUACUAUGCAUUCAUACUCUAUGCUAUGUCGAAGAAGUGUUUUCUCUUGAUUGAUUAUUUUAUUUGUUAAAAAUAUAUUUAUUUUUGUUUUUGUCAAGCAAUAAUC
Molecule: messenger RNA, 2642 nt
Organism: Glossina fuscipes
Lineage: Eukaryota; Metazoa; Arthropoda; Insecta; Diptera; Glossinidae
Product: RUN domain-containing protein 1
Exons: 4
Coding region: 59-2503 (814 amino acids)
Source: RefSeq, a predicted model, not a curated record